Trypanosoma cruzi is the source of this 1164-nucleotide messenger RNA. RefSeq lists its product as uncharacterized. The transcript has a single exon. NCBI's taxonomy places the organism in Eukaryota, Euglenozoa, Kinetoplastea, Trypanosomatida, Trypanosomatidae. The record is from RefSeq and is a predicted model, not a curated record. Bases 1 to 1164 code for a protein of 387 amino acids.
AUGGCCUCAGACAGUUUUCAGUUCCCCGCCUGGCAGCAGCAUCCCAAUCGCCCACACGAGUUCCUGUCGCCACAGACUCCCUCUCGGCGAUGGAGUCACUCCGCCUUGGCCCGCUGGCGGUGCACGACGACGUCAGCGAGGAGAUUUGUACCGUGCAGCUUUCACUGGCAGAUCGAGGUCACACAGCUGGCUCUACAUUUUCCCAUGACACUGCGGAAUCCCACGCAACGUGACAGCGGACGCCGACGCCGUCAGGCCACGAUCCCUCUCGCAGGACUGCGUCAAUGCCUGGCACGCGGACUUCCUUACCGCCGUCAAGAGGUUAUAAUGGAAGGAUGUCCAGGAGGAAAAGGAAGCCGCGCACACCGCGUGAGAGGCGCCUGUCGGUGUGGCGAGGACUCUAUUCCUGGUGUUGACCCGGACAUCGGUCCCCGAGUGGCGGCACUGCGCACAGGCGCGAUGCGACUCCUGCCCACUCUUCGACAGGCCUGCACGCGCCCUGCAGAUCACAAGGAACCCUCUGUGUCGGUGGUGCCGUCCCUCCCUCACUCCAGUGACCGGCCCGCCUCUGCCUCCGCUGGAACCUCUUCCCGACGUGAGCACCGCGACUCCUUGCCGACCGGCGAGCGGCGGAUUGACGUCCUCCUGCCCACUCUUCGGCUGACCGGCACGUGCCCUGCAGAUCACAAGCAACCCUUUAUGUCGGUGGUGCCGCCCCUUCCUCUCACUGAAGAUGCAGGACCGCCCCGACCUCCUCCAGAACCUCCACCUGGCGUGUCCACGGCACCUCCUCGUAGAACGACGAGCAGCAGAUCAACGUCGUCCUGCCCAAGCUGCAGCAGCGUCUUCUCGUCCGUCCACAAUAUGAAGGCACACGCCCGACGCACUAACCCUGGCACUCCAAUCGUUGCAGAAGGCCUCGCAUGUGGAUCCCGCAACAGCUCCACGGUCUCCCCAACAAGUGCCUCACGCGCAGGUCAUUACCGAAAAUGUCAAGCGUGUCGACGAGCAAAAAACGGACAACGCACCUCUGCAAGCUCCAAUGACAGCCGUAGCGCUUCAGCCACUCCUCUGCUGCAAGCCCCACCAGCCGCUGAGCCGCCGACAAUCCACGGGAGGCCCUGCCGCACACGCUGUGGGAAUGCCGCCGUCCUCUACAACUGA